UGUGAUGUUGUUUAAUAUAAUUUUUUAUCGAAUUCAAGACUUAUUUAGGUGUUAAUUAAUAGAAAGCAUGGUGGUUAAUGAAGAUUCUCAGUUAGACAUAUUCGUGGGUAGUACGAUUGGAUCGUUCAAGCAUGUAAAAUAUUACACGGACAACACGAAAAACAACAAGAAAUGCAUAGAAAACUUGGUCGACGUUAAAUCUUUACAGAAAGGCGAAGGUAUAACGUGCAUGGAAUGGGGUAACAAAGAACAAACAGAAAUUUUGCUUGGAAAGAAGAACCAACAGAUUCAAGUUUACCACACUUUACAAGGAAACAAGUGUAUUUAUACAGCCGACUAUGCAGAAGGACAUGUCGUAGGUCUGGGGAAAGUGAACAAUACAUUGUUAUCGGCGGUGUCCAGUGGCACCGUCAGAGUAUGGGGCGAUGAUGCGAAUGAAGAUAUUUUCACUGGCGGGAAGCUGGAUAGGAUGAGGGUCUGCAGCGAUGAUACAUUAUUUGCUACAGGCGGCGAAGAAAACGAUUUGAAAGUUUGGCGCAUCGGCGAGUCCCAGCCAACGUUCUCUGCCAAGAACUUGGCCCACGAUUGGCUCCAACUACGCCAGCCGGUCUGGGUGACCGACCUGGUGUUCGUCCCCGGGGAGGGGGGUAGGGUGGUGGCGGUCUGCUCGCGACACGGCUACGUGAGAUUGUACGACACUCGCUCGCAAAGGAGGCCGGUUCAGAACGUGACCUUCGACUUGGCCGCCACUUGCAUCGCGCCCAGCAUCAGCACGCGUCUGGCGUUGGUGGGAUUCGCGCGGGGACAGCUCCGGCAGGUUGAGUUGCGUCACGGGCGCCCCGACAAGGGGUACAAGGGGGGCGCAGGGGCGGUGACGGGCGCGGGGGCGGGCGCGGGGGCGGGGGGCGGCCGCGUGCUCAGUACCUCCCUGGACAGACAUCUAUACGUGCACCGAUACAGCGACAAGGAACUCGUUCAUAAGCAAUAUUUAACUUCGAAGCCGUCUUGCAUCCUGGUACAGACAGAGACGGAAACUCCUCUGAGGAAGGCGAAGAGCGAGAGGGAAGUCGAUGACGUCACUGAACCCGCUGACGACAUGGACGCCAUCUUUGAAACAAUGGAGACUGUUGGGGACCCCGGACCGGUCAGCAAGAGACCCAAACCCUCGCUGGAGGGCAGCACCGAGGUGGUGGAAGACACGGACGCGGCCAUAGCGAAGCUCCUUCGCAGCACGGAGAAGACGAGGAAGAGGAGGGAGCAGCGGAAGCGGGAGAAGAAAAAGAAGAGUGUCUUUCAUAACGCCUGAUAAAAUAAAUAUUUUCGAAAAAAAAUAAAACGUGUUA
Bombyx mandarina (wild silkworm) is the source of this 1343-nucleotide messenger RNA. Its product is annotated as WD repeat domain 74 lethal (2) k09848. Lineage: Eukaryota; Metazoa; Arthropoda; Insecta; Lepidoptera; Bombycidae. Gene Ontology annotation, cellular component: nucleolus; preribosome, large subunit precursor. The record is from RefSeq and is a predicted model, not a curated record. Gene Ontology annotation, biological process: ribosomal large subunit biogenesis. Gene Ontology annotation, molecular function: protein binding.